AUGUCGCUUCCCGACUUCUCCCAGGCUGCCAACCUCUCCAAGCUCGACGGCUACCUCGCCGACAAGUCUUACGUUGACGGUCACUCGCCCUCGCAGGCCGACGUUGCCGUCUACGAGGCGCUCAAGACCUCGCCCGACGCCUCGAAGCACUCGCACGUUGCCCGCUGGUACGAGCACAUCACCUCGUACGAGGCUGAGCACAAGGACCUCACCGGUGACAAGGCCAAGGCUGCCUCGCUGCUCUCGUCGACCUUCGCCUCUGCCCCCGCUGCCGCCGCCGAGGAGGACGACGAUGACGUCGACCUGUUCGGUUCGGACGACGAGGUGGACGAGGAGGCCGAGCGCAUCAAGGCCGAGCGCGUUGCCGAGUACAACAAGAAGAAGGCUGCCAAGGGUCCCGGUCCCGCCGCCAAGUCGCUCGUCACCCUCGACAUCAAGCCCUGGGACGACGAGACCGACAUGAAGGAGCUCGAGGCCGCCGUCCGCGCCAUCGAGAUGGACGGCCUCGUCUGGGGCUCCUCCAAGCUCGUCGCCAUCGGUUACGGUGUCAGCAAGCUCCAGUGCUCCCUCGUCGUCGAGGACGCCAAAGUCUCGCUCGAUGAGCUCCAGGAACGCAUCGCCGACGAGUGCGAGGACUACGUCCAGUCCACCGACGUCGCCGCCAUGGCCAAGAUCUAA
This is a messenger RNA of Kalmanozyma brasiliensis GHG001, 678 nucleotides long. Its product is annotated as Translation elongation factor EF1B, beta/delta subunit, guanine nucleotide exchange. Gene Ontology annotation, molecular function: guanyl-nucleotide exchange factor activity; translation elongation factor activity. Gene Ontology annotation, cellular component: eukaryotic translation elongation factor 1 complex; cytosol. The record is from RefSeq and is a predicted model, not a curated record. Lineage: Eukaryota; Fungi; Basidiomycota; Ustilaginomycetes; Ustilaginales. Gene Ontology annotation, biological process: translational elongation. The transcript is spliced from 2 exons. The coding region runs from base 1 to 678 and encodes 225 amino acids.